AUGGAAGCUGAACAAAACUCCAUUUUCCACCAUCAUUCCGAAACGAACGAUCUUCCAUUGCUGCUCAUUCAACGCCUUCCUUCCGUGGACCUCCCUUCUCUCACCGAUCUCCUCCGCCCCCAUUUCCGCCUCCUCGACCCCCACAACCAACCAACCUCCCCUCCCCUCCCUCUCCAAGCCUUCCUCUCCCUCCACGCGUCCACCGCACGUGCCGUCGUCAUCUACGGCCCCUGCCCUUUCAGCCUCCUCCCUUCUCUGGAGCUCGUCGCAGCCACCUCCGUAGGCACCAACAGGAUUGACGUCGCCGCCUGGGCCGUCACCAACGCCGGUGGCGCCUUCACCGAGGACGUCGCCGAUUACGCCGUCGCUCUGCUUAUCGACAUUCUGGGGCGAGUUUCCGCCGGCGAUCGGUACGUGCGCUCAGGUCUGUGGCCGGUUAGAGGAGAGUACCAGCUUGGAUCUGAGUUAGGAGGAAAGCGAGUUGGGAUGGUGGGGCUCGGGAAAAUUGGCUCGGCGGUCGCUAAGAGGCUCACGGCCUUUGGCUGCAAUGCCUACAACUCUAGGACGGAGAAGCAAACUGUGCCAUUCCCAUUCUUUGCAAAUGUCUGGGAUCUCGCCUCUGAAAGCAACGUUCUUGUAGUGUGUUGUCCGCUGACGGUGGAAACUCACCACAUAAUCAACAAAGACGUCAUGAAGACGCUUGGAAAGGAGGGAGUUAUAAAACUGGUGAAUGUUGGACGCGGAGCGCUUGUCGAUGAGGAGGAGCUUGUCAAGCUUCUGGUGCAAGGGGAGCUUCGUGGGGCGGGGCUCGGUGGGGCGGGGCUCGAUGUCUUUGAGAAUGAGCCUGAUGUUCCGAAAGAGUUGUUUGAAUUGGAUAACGUUGUGUUUUCUCCUCAUUGUGCCGUUUUUACGCCAGAGUGCUUUGAUGCAUUGGAGGAGCUGAUCAUUGCCAACUUGAAGGCCUUCGUUUCAAAUGAGCCUUUGAGGAGUCAACUUAAAAACACUCUGGUUGUGAUAUUGUGUUUAGUACCGCAGUCAGUUUCACUUUCUGCGUGUGAAUCAUCUUGGUGA
This is a messenger RNA of Morus notabilis, 1071 nucleotides long. RefSeq names its product glyoxylate/hydroxypyruvate reductase HPR3. Gene Ontology annotation, molecular function: hydroxypyruvate reductase [NAD(P)H] activity; NAD binding; glyoxylate reductase (NADPH) activity. Gene Ontology annotation, cellular component: cytosol. The record is from RefSeq and is a predicted model, not a curated record. Lineage: Eukaryota; Viridiplantae; Streptophyta; Magnoliopsida; Rosales; Moraceae.